Messenger RNA from Austrofundulus limnaeus, 2153 nucleotides. RefSeq names its product peroxisomal N(1)-acetyl-spermine/spermidine oxidase. The transcript has 10 exons. Gene Ontology annotation, biological process: spermidine catabolic process. Gene Ontology annotation, molecular function: polyamine oxidase activity. NCBI's taxonomy places the organism in Eukaryota, Metazoa, Chordata, Actinopteri, Cyprinodontiformes, Rivulidae. The record is from RefSeq and is a predicted model, not a curated record. Bases 78 to 1580 code for a protein of 500 amino acids.
GGUUUUCAGAAAUUAGCGAGAAGCUUCAGGACUGUAGGAAACGAAAGAACAACACACAUGGGUUUUGAGCUGUAAAUAUGGCUGGAAACGUGAAGAUAGUGAUUGUAGGCUGCGGAAUAGCAGGGAUAGCCGCGGCGCACAGACUCCUGAAACACGGUUUUCAUAAUGUCAGGAUACUGGAAGCGACUGAAAGAAGCGGAGGACGAAUCAAAACAGGAAAACUGGGUGAUAUUGUUAUUGAGAUUGGGGCAAACUGGAUCCACGGCCCGUCCGAGGAGAACCCCGUGUUUUGUUUGGCCCGUCAGUACGGACUGCUGGAUCCAAAGGCCCUGACCCUAGAAAACCAGUCCAUAGAUGUUGGAGGACACCCCCAAGGACCUCCCAAUUUCUUCAGCAGUUCAGGUCGGAAGCUGAGCGCCGAGGACGUCUUUUCAGCUCAGGAACUGUUUUAUGAGCUGAUGACUGAAUGUUCGGAGUUUCAGGGCCAAAAAGGAGAGCCCUGUGCCAGCGUGGGAGAUUUCCUACGCAGAGAGGCGAAAGAACGAGCAGCAAAGCGAUGGAAAGAUGUCGACCCGGCCACCAAAUCUCUGCGUCUGUGUGUGAUCAGCAACAUGCUGAAGGUGGAGUGCUCCAUUAACGGGGCUCACAGCAUGGAUGAGGUGGGUCUGGGGACCUUUGGCCUAUACAAGACUCUGCCUGGACUGGACUGCACAUUCCCAGGUGGCUACGAAGGUCUAAUUAAAAACUUGAUGUCGGAGCUCCCUGAUGGUUUAGUGUCCUACAGCCGCCCUGUUCGAUGCGUCCACUGGAACGAUGCGGAAAAGGCAAAAAACCUGGUGACCGUUGAGUGCGAAGAUGGAGAAAGAAUCAUCGCAGAUCACGUUAUUGUAACUGUGCCUUUAGGAUACCUAAAGAAACACCAUUCAACCCUCUUCCACCCUCCUCUUCCUCUACACAAGCUGCACUCCAUCCAGAGGAUUGGUUUUGGGACAAACAAUAAAAUAUUUGUGGAGUUUGACUCGCUGUGGUGGGAUCCUGACUGUGAGAUCAUCCAUCUGGUGUGGGAAGAUGAGGAUGCUGUGGUGGAUCAGAUCCCAGAUCUGCAGAGGUCCUGGAUAAAGAAGUUGGUGGGCUUCACUGUGCUCAAACCCACUGAAAGGUAUGGCCAUGUUCUGUGUGGCUGGAUAGCGGGACAUGAGGCAGAGUUUAUGGAAACUCUGUCUGAACACGAGGUCAGACGUGAAAUGACACAACUGAUUCGCAGGUUUACAGGGAACCCCACCAUCACUCCACGGAGAAUCUUGCGCUCUCAGUGGUUUCACGACCCUUGGACAUGUGGAUCCUACAGCCACCUUGCAACGGGCUGCUCAGAGCAGGACCUGGACAAUAUGAUGGAGCCCCUGCCUACCAGGAGAUCAAACGCACAACCGCUGCAGGUGUUGUUUGCUGGGGAGGCGACUCAUUCCUGCUACUUCUCGACRGUCCACGGAGCUCUUCUCACGGGGUGGAGGGAAGCCGACAGACUCAUUUCUCACUAUUCCUCGCUUCAACCGUCCGAGCUGUCCAAGUCAAAGCUUUGAAAGAAACAUCUCCGUGGCACUAAAGGAUCGUCUAAUUUUGUUGUGAUACAAAACUUUAAUUUAUGUUUAAUACAAGACUAACAAWUUAUAGCGUUCCUUUAAGAAACUGACAUUGAUUCAAAUAAAUGACCUAAGCUGCAACUCAUGAACCGUGACAUUGUUGUUUUGAAUUUUGUUGCAGUAAAAUACAAGGACAUUAGAAGACACUCAUACUCUUUCAUUGUGCUUUGUACAAUGACAAUAAAGGCCUAUCUAAUCUAAUCUGAUCUAAUCUAAUCUAAUCUACUGUCAAUGCAUUUUAAGCAACUGCAUUAAGAACAAUCUUACACAUGCACUGCAGUUGUACAAGUCAAGUUGUAUUUUUUAAACACAAGUGCAAUUCUGACUAAAUUGCAUAACAUCUGAGAAAAUAAUGUAAUUUUUAAAUACUAAAAAUAUUUUAAACAGUUUGCAGAUUUCCUCUUUAGCACUCUAAAUUGUGUUCUUGAACUGACUGAAAUAUCUGUAAAUGAGUUUUACACAUUCUGUAUAAUAUUGUGUGGAUAAUUAAAUAAAACAAUCACCUGAAGUGUG